AUGGACUCCACCAUGCUUUUGUUCCUCUCGGUCUUGAUCCUCAUGCUUUUGGCGAUGGCUAUAGCGGUUGAUGAGAAGGCCUCGAAUGACCGGAUCGCCAAAUUACCAGGCCAGCCGGAGUUGGACGUGGCCCAGUUCUCUGGCUACGUCUCCGUCAACAGGGAGGCGUCCCUCUUCUACUGGCUAGUAGAAGCUGCUGGUGACCGCGAGAAGAAGCCACUCUUACUGUGGCUGAAUGGAGGACCUGGGUGCUCCUCCAUCGGCUACGGCGCGAUGCAGGAGCUGGGCCAAUUCCAAGUCUCGCUUGAUGGCGAAACUCUGAUCACCAACCCGUAUUCAUGGAACCAGGAAGCAAACUUGUUGUUCUUGGACUCGCCUGCCGGAGUUGGUUUUUCUUUUUCGGCUGACAACUUCACUCGAUACGGUGACCACUCGACAGCCCAUGAAUCUUAUACAUUCCUGAAAAGAUGGUUCAAGAGAUUCCCAGGGUAUAAAGGCCGAGCCUUCUACAUCGCUGGAGAAAGCUAUGCCGGUCAUUAUAUACCAUCAUUAGCGGAGGUCAUUCUGAAGAACUCCCGGAAAAAAAAUCCGGUGAUAAAUCUCCAAGGCAUUUUGAUGGGUAAUCCUAACCUGGACCAGGCGUCCGAACUGAAAGGAAGAGCUCUAUACUGGUGGAGCCACGGUCUCAUCUCGGAUGACACUUUUCAAGGGCUAACGAGUCCUUUGUGCAGCUCUCCGAAGACAUACAGAGCGAAGGCGUGUGAGCCCUACUUCCGCACAUAUUUGCAAGAGGAAGCUGGAAACGUGAAUUUGUUUAAUGUUCUUCUAACAGCGUGCGAAACUGAGGAGGUGUCUAAAUUUUGUCUCGAUGGGAUCACCUCCAAGUACCUGAACAGGAAGGAUGUGCAGCAAGCCUUCCAUGCGAACCCCACCGCAUGGACACUUUGCAGUAGCCCUAUACAACACAAUUACAGCCUUCCCGCAAAGGGAAAGUCGAUGUUGCCCACGCUGAAGCUACUCAUUCGAUCAGGCCUGCAAAUCUGGAUAUACAGUGGAGAUGCAGAUUCAACAAUUCCCUUCAUAGCCACUCGGACCGCUAUUUCCAAGCUGCACCUUGAGAUGAAUGCAAAAUGGUAUCCUUGGGGACAUAAAAACACGAUUAGUGGCUGGUCUGAGAUAUACGAAGGGAUGACCUUUGCGACAAUCAGAGGCUGCGGUCACGAUGUCCCCAUGUACGCGCCUGCUCAAGCGCUCGACAUGUUCAAACACUUUUUAGCUCGCAGGCCGUUGCCUAAGUAUACGAAGUGA
Eucalyptus grandis is the source of this 1308-nucleotide messenger RNA. Its product is annotated as serine carboxypeptidase-like 28. The coding region runs from base 1 to 1308 and encodes 435 amino acids. Lineage: Eukaryota; Viridiplantae; Streptophyta; Magnoliopsida; Myrtales; Myrtaceae. Gene Ontology annotation, biological process: proteolysis. The transcript is spliced from 9 exons. Gene Ontology annotation, cellular component: vacuole. The record is from RefSeq and is a predicted model, not a curated record. Gene Ontology annotation, molecular function: serine-type carboxypeptidase activity.